AUGCAGUUCGUGCACCAGGUUCGGCCACUGCUUGCAGCGCUAGUGCUGGCAACUAUGGCAACAGCUCAAAGCUACGGCUCCGUUGAAGCCCUUCCAUCUUUGACGUCAGACUUGAUAUCUUCCUCGGCGACACCAACCUCAACUUCAGUUGGCAUUGCGACUCAUACUGUGCUAGUUGGACCUAAAACCAACCCGCACCAAUAUGUACCCAGUAGUAUCACGGCCAACGUCGGUGACACCAUUGUCUUCGAAUUUUAUCCCACGAACCACUCGGUUGUGAGAGCAGACUAUCUUGCGCCAUGUGUGUACUCUGAUAAGAACCUCUUCUACUCGCCAAACAUGCUCCCGGAUGGGCUGCUAGACGGAGAUCCACCGACUUAUUCCUUACGAGUGAAUGACACAAAGCCAACCUUUUUCUAUUGUACCGCAAUCGACUCUUGUUUGAAGAAUGGCAUGGUUGGGGUUAUCAAUCCCAGCGCGAAUCAGACCUUCACCUCGCAAUACAACGCAGCCCUCAAAGCUACACUCAUGUUAACCCCCGGUGAACCAUAUCCUGCAGAAGGCAGCGGGUCAACAACAACCAAUACAAAUCCAAGCGCCACAGAAAGCGCAACACACAGUAGCUCAUCCUCCAAACACGGUCUAUCAGCCGGAGCAAUCGCCGGCAUCGUCGUCGCAGGAGUCGCCUUCCUGAUUAUCCUCGUGGCACUAUUCUUCGUCCUCGGUCGCAACCGCGUCUACUCACAAUGGAUGUCAUCUCAAGACGGGCGCACCGAGCGAACGGCCCGAUGGGCAUUAUUCCACUCGGAUGUUCAGAGCAACAGUAACCGGAAAAGCGAGAUGUCCAGCAGUACCUCGAAGCCCGGUCACAUUGAUAUCAGUGCUGUUUCCAGCCCGGAUCCGAAUGUUCGUACUUUCUCGCCGGGCACGGAGCAUAUGUCUUCGCAUGGAUCUCCGUCGACGCAACAGGGUCACUGGAGUUGGAAUGAGCCGCCGCCUGUGCCUCACACGCAUGUUGUGCCGACGGAGCUGGAGGGUCAUUCUAUGAUCUAUGAGGCUCCGGAUAAUAGUCGGGUUCCGCGUGACAAUCGAUUUUGA
Penicillium nucicola is the source of this 1098-nucleotide messenger RNA. RefSeq lists its product as uncharacterized. Bases 1 to 1098 code for a protein of 365 amino acids. NCBI's taxonomy places the organism in Eukaryota, Fungi, Ascomycota, Eurotiomycetes, Eurotiales, Aspergillaceae. The record is from RefSeq and is a predicted model, not a curated record. The transcript is spliced from 4 exons.